CACAGAUUGAUGCCUUCCAUGUCAGUACAUAGUAACCACUUCAACAAUAAUAAAUACACGCAAACGUUUGGACUGGGUUUUCCAUGGAUGUUAAUUGAAUGCUGGGCUGAUGAAAUGUUUGUUGUUUUCAUUGAGUCAAGACAUUCAACAACGGGUAGCUAUUGACUUUGUAGAACUCUAUUUGAUGUUUCGAACUUGUGCUGUGUUAGUAGUUUUUUGAAAGCAACAUUAACACACGCUUUGAUACCUAUGUCUAGCUAUUUGGUGGUUCCUUUUCGGAAACAUUACCAUGGAUAAUCCGAUUGUGUCCAGGGGUCAUUGUGAUGACGAUAAAGAGAUAGCGGAAGCGAAUUGUCACACUCAGACACGUUCACUUCACAGUGAUAGCUGCAGUCAUCUGUAUGGUGCUCAUGAAACGCAGGUCUUAGAAAAUGGAGAAGUUGAUUUAAAAACUUAUUUGAAUAAUUGUAAGAAGAAUCCUGGUCAUACUAACUUUAUAUCCUUAGACCAGUUUAAUAUUACACAUCUACCCGAAGGAUUCAAUGACGAAGAUUUAUAUCGCUUCACUAGAGCUCUAGCAGACCUCACUGUGAGGGUGUCGGUUCAAAUGAUCAGCCCGCUUCGUCCACAGUUUUUGCCUGGCACCAGCGUCCCGUACCCAUUUUGUAAUCAGGGAGGCGUGACCUCAUUGAGGACCGGAACGGGCGUGAUGUCUUCUGUGGAAAAGUACUCUAGUGGACUCAGGUCAGAUAGGUGCUGGCACUGGAAGAACGCGACUCACUGUUGGUGCAAGGACUGCCAGCGCUCAAGCUCACCCAGCAAUGUUUGGUGGGAGAUUGUGGUCGAGACGGCCGCGCAUGUCGUUUACAAUGACACCGAGGCGAGCCACACGUCACUCAGGUUGUUUUAUGACACAGACAAGAGCCUGGUGGUCACGCUCGACACUGUCACCGCCCUCUUUGUCAAUGUUGAGAGAGACACGUGUGCCCUGAACUGCGCCACUUGCAACAAAGACCUGGGCGACCAACUUGAAAAAGUCAAGAAGACAUUUUUCAACCUCCUUAGUGACGUUUAUAUAAAAUACCGUAAAUCUAGGGACGAGAAUAAACUGGCCAUUAUAGUGUCACACCCGCACGGGUGCCCUAAACAGGUCAGUAUAGGUCAUUGGCUGAAAAAACACUUGGACAAUAACAAAGAAUACUUGAAAUUUACCUACACAGCAUCUACAUGCCCAGGAAGCAGUGGCGCUAUUGUUUAUUGUGUUGGCUACGGAUCGUGGUGGAGGUACCAUCUUAUCCACAGCGGGACCAAAGGCAGAGAAGAGAAUUACAGUGGAAUGAGUUCAGUCUCUAUUUAACUCUUUAUAUCCGUCAUUAUUUUCCACGUCCUGACAAAAUUGUUCUUUUUUUUUCAUAUUUGUACAUUCUACUCUGUUAUUUGUACAUUCUACUCUGUUAUUUGUACAUUCUACUCUGUUAUUUGUACAUUCUACUCUUUGUACAUUCUACUCUGUUAUUUGUACAUUCUACUCUGUUAUAAUCAAACUUUGUUUGUCACCAGAAAACAUUACUUUUGGUGUAUAAUUGUAGGAGAAUGCAUGCUCUUUAUCUUUAAAAUAAAUUUAAGUUUAUAAAAUGAAAAAAAUGAUUGAAUUUCAUGGGGUCAAUUCAAGAUGGCAUCGUUAAUUAGGAGAGAAAGAGUUAAGUCAUGAGGCGUGAUGUUUUCUAUAACUAAUCACUUUGCUCCUGCACAGGAGCUUAUGGUGCGCACCAGUGCAUUAUUCAACACCGGAUAUGGACGGAAGGUGUACAUGAGAAAAAAGAGAGUUGCUUCCUGUUCAAGUGAAAGGAGAAACCACUUCUUAGGCAAGAACACGAAAGGACAGGUCAGCAAGAUGAAAAACAGUGGAGGUGCUCUGUUGGGGUCAGGAAGUUCAAAGUUGUUACAGAAAGAGUAACAAGGGACGUUUCUGCUGAGUCGUUUGGGGAGGUAACCUUCAUAGAGGCAAGCGGUAGAUAGAGAGUGACACAGACAGUAGCCAUGUGGUAAUGGCAAUGGCGAUAGAGGCGUCAACUGUCAACUGUAGGAAAGGGAAUAUAGAGAUUCUUAUUAUGAUCUGAGCAUAUGUGAUCACCUCACAGUCUCUAACUAUAUUUCUAAACAUUUCUAUGUUGUAAUUUAAGUCUUAAUAUUCAAGACUAAACUCAAAAAUCUUAAUUACAAUAAAAAUUAAUUUUGAUUUAAGAAAUCCCAAAAAGAGACUAGACUAUAUCUCUAGAUGUUUACUGUAAGUAGAAGUAAAAUUCUCCUUUCAGAAUUUGAGAUUUAUGAAGCAGAUGAUUUGAAGGUCAUCUGUGUCUGUGACUCACGGUUAAUGAGGGUGUUAUGUGGCCAGCACAUAGACCAACCGUCUUUUCUUUCCCCAGCUAAUGUCAGGUAGCCAUUAGAGCUGGGUGGACUCAGAGUCGCCCAAAAAAUCCCAUUCAUCACAAGAAAUUCGAACCCGGGACUCCGGUUCAGAUGCCAAGCGCUUUACCGCUUUACCGCUCAGCCACAGCGUCUUCAAGGUUUACUGAAUUUUCUUAUUAUUUCUUUGUCUCUAAAUUUUGCUUUCUUGAUACCUUUGUUUUGGUCAGUUUAAAGUUGUUUCAUUUUUCAAAAAGUUUUAGAGAAAAAAAAGGGGAAACAACAAAGCCUAUUCUUUGGUCGACAGAUUUAGUUGCCUAUCUUUAAUAAAUGUUGUCGCCAUGUUUAUGUUGUUAAUAAUGCUUACUGUUUUGUUUUUUUUAAACCUUCUUUGCUUCAUUGUCAAAUUGAUAAUAUUGAACUUAAAGUGAAUAAAGUAGUUUUGAAAAAAAAAGUGAAUCUUUUGAAAACGCAAUAGACAUUCUUACUAGUUGUUAUCAAAGAAUUAAAAAUGGAUGAAUGUGAACAGAAGGAGCAGACCCCGAAGUCUUGAUGUACGUAAUGUCGGUAA
Biomphalaria glabrata is the source of this 2977-nucleotide messenger RNA. RefSeq lists its product as uncharacterized. The transcript is spliced from 3 exons. Lineage: Eukaryota; Metazoa; Mollusca; Gastropoda; Planorbidae. Bases 290 to 1357 code for a protein of 355 amino acids. Gene Ontology annotation, molecular function: GTP binding. The record is from RefSeq and is a predicted model, not a curated record.